AUGGCAAAAAAAAGAACACUUCGCGCUCCUACCACGUCCAGUCUGCCGAACAAUCUCAGAAUCCCAAGCAAUACACCUUCCUUAGUGAAAGCUUUUGGCCGGUUAUCGCGACAAUCGCUGCUAAACCUUGUUGCGGUAUGGCUCUCGCCGAAAAUCGUUGAAUUAUAUCCGCCGUUUCUCGAAAACUCGAAUGAUAAUGACGGUCUCAACGAUCAAGACGAGUCUCCGUAUCCAGCGGCCAGUAGCGUGGAAGAAAUCCGUGAGGCAUAUGAAGAGCUAAGACAAAGAAAGGGCGGGAAAAGAGAAGUCAUUGAUCGAGUACUAGAAGGCGACUGGCGACAUGGAAUUGCUCUCGGCCAGCUCGCAAUGGUCGAUAUUCAACAUCUAGAAGAUCAUCCACGAGCGCAAACAUGGUCUGCAUUUCGUCUAGGGUUGGUGGAUAAGAAGCGACAGUUAGCUGAAAAGGAAGAAGACGGGGAUCUUUUGGCUACUCUUCCGCGACUCCAUGCUGCGACGUUCUUGUCGAAUCUACAGCGGGAAAUCUCGCCGUUGGUGAAGGCUCAUUAUCAUCUGGCACGAUCGAAAUCAUACCCAUUGAUCUAUUUGCGAUUAUUCAUCACCGACUCUCCAUAUCAUCAACCCCGACAGGGGCCGGGGACGUAUCUAGAUGCUGCAAGAAUACUAUACAUUGCGUUUCCCGACAGCAGUCCCUAUAUCUAUACGUCCAUGUCGGCAUUGACAGGCAGCAAAACCGGCCCCUCCCAGUCUGCUGUUCUCAUGAACGACCCUCGAACUCUACGAGGAAUUGUUCGAGACGCACUCCCAAAAGCUCUAUCAAAGCAAAACGAGCGAUAUACAUUAGAAGCAACUUCAUUAACCGCCAAAAGCCUCGAAACGAUGCUUGCGCUUCGCGGGGCUGGCAGAACAAACGAGGCCAAUGGCGCGUUCAGUAUAUUUGGUGAUGCAGUUUUUGAAGGUACUCCUGUUGAUCCGCGACAGCCUACUACGGUAGUUCCGCAGGACUAUCAGACCGCAGGUAGCGCAAGCGAAGAUAAGGAGAAUGCAACAGACCAACAAGAUUUAAACCGGAAAGGAAUCAGUCCAAGUAAUGGAUCGAUAUCAUCUCCUGCGACAAAAAGACGCAAAUUAGCUGUAUUAUCUCGAUUCGGAACUUCAGGAACUUCGUCUUCUCAAGCAACUCUCAACCGGUUAGACAUUCGUCUUCUCGACCAUCUAGAUGAUGAUGAUAAUGAUGAGACUAAUGCCAAUGAGGAAGGUUCAGAUGAUGACGACAGUACACACACCAUGUCCCUCUCUUUCACAGGCAACAAUGUCAUCGCGGGAUUUCGAAAAUUGGCGGAAUUGGGUGUUGUAGAUCCUAAUCGCAUGCCUUCGUGGAUGACUGGUGAGGAGGGCGGAGACGGGUCGGAUUAUCAAGGUAACUGGAAUUACCAGGGCAAGACUGCUAUACUUGUUUCGUCGCUUCUGCAUGAUAUAUCCUGGCCUGGGUUUGAGCAAUGGUGUAUGGUGUUGAUAUGGUUGGGUCUGUUGGUUAGUUUAAUUUGGACAAUAUAUACCCGGGCAAAAGAUCCCUGAAAGUUCAGAGAUAGAACAUGAUAUAUCUCAAGGUCGACACAAUUGUCUAUCAUUGAGUUAAUAGCUUGACUACUAUAUGUUACUGAUCGUGUUCCAAAGUCACGAAUGCAGCAUCUUG
Messenger RNA from Talaromyces stipitatus ATCC 10500, 1714 nucleotides. RefSeq names its product CHL4 family chromosome segregation protein, putative. Gene Ontology annotation, biological process: CENP-A containing chromatin assembly; chromosome segregation. The transcript has 2 exons. The coding region runs from base 1 to 1596 and encodes 531 amino acids. The record is from RefSeq and is a predicted model, not a curated record. Lineage: Eukaryota; Fungi; Ascomycota; Eurotiomycetes; Eurotiales; Trichocomaceae.